Messenger RNA from Talaromyces marneffei, 1758 nucleotides. RefSeq lists its product as uncharacterized. Bases 1 to 1758 code for a protein of 585 amino acids. The transcript has a single exon. Lineage: Eukaryota; Fungi; Ascomycota; Eurotiomycetes; Eurotiales; Trichocomaceae. The record is from RefSeq and is a predicted model, not a curated record.
AUGGACGCAGGCGGUCUUACUCAAAUGACUCAAAACUCUUCCUUUAAUGGCGCUUCGCUUGGCGUUCCGGGUACUGGUUUCGCUUCCCGAGGAAAAGGCUCUCACAUCAAACGCUUGAGUGUCCCUCCUCAAAUUUCGACUAUCAAUGAAACGGGUCCGGCAACUGGUGUUGCCACUCCCCGGACCAGCCGUUCUCACCUUUUAGCUGGCUUACGCACCGCUCCAAAGUCAGCUACUGUUCCUUCUACGUACAACCAGCAAUUCCAGGGUCAUGGCCGUGUUGGUCUAGAAGGUAGCCGUUACGCUACAAAUAGGACCAACGAUCGUGUUCCUCAGACGGCUACUGGCGCGACAUUCCCUCAGUAUUCUUACGGACUGGAUUCACAGAGUACAAACAUGGGAUACAACAUGGGGCGUCCUCUUUAUUCUCUCCCGGAGCAAGUACUCGCACCUCCAGCAAUUGACUUGGGAGACGCCGAUGGCAUGGACGAAAAGCUUUAUGCAGAAUUGAUGACCACCAACCUGUUCUUAGCUGCCCAGCAGCAGCGCCUCCAACAACAGUUGCUAAGUGUGACUGCUGCUGCCCAGCAGUUUCAGAACUUGAGUUUAGGUGCGAAUCAGCUCAACCAACAAUUCCCACAGCAGUUUCAACAGCAGCACAUCCAAUCUCAGCAGCAGGGUCAAUUUACUUCCUUCGUUCCAGGCAUGAGCGUGUACCAACAGCAGCUGCAGCAGGGCAUGCAGCCUGUUGUUCAACCCGUUUCUGGCCAACCGGGGUUGUAUUCGGUUUACAAUCCAAUGACCGGGCAGCAGAGCUUUAUAUUCGACAACAGCACUCCUUCGCCUCAGGAGGAGGAUCCUCUUCCUACCUACCAGGAGUCAAUUCAGUUACCUAUCGGAUAUCAACAGGCACCCUUCCGUGCCGAGGUCUCUCCACCUCCUGAAUCUGCUCGAUCUUCUGCCCAUGCUUCUUCUCGAUCCGAAUCACCCAAGGAUAUUCCUUCUCCACCCACAAAUGCGACUCCGCUCUCAGUCCUUUCCGGAAACUCGUUGAGACGCAAUCACAAGAAAAGUCACUCAUUUGUGCCGGGUCUACGUACCAAUACCGAGCUGCCACGCACAGGAGGCUCGGGUCCUCGCUCUGCCGUUCUUCCUCAAACUCCCUUGACUGGUACUUUUGGACCCGGUCAGGGUCGUGCAGGCGAACAUCCAUCUCGCCAGCCGCGCGGUCCGCCAGCCCUUGAAGAGCUUGUUGCUAAGCCCACAUCGAAACAUGAGGGCAGCAAGAACUUCGCUACACGUCAACGCCGUCGAGCGGUCCACAACUUGGUACGCGCGGGAAUUGAGCGUCGGGGCGAAUCUCGAAGCAACCAUGGCAGUAGCGGCAGCAAUACUCCUGCCAGUGAGACUGAAUUCGUCUUUUCUGUUUCUGAUGGGGAUGAUAGCCGUCGCGGAAGUGGAAGCCUUUCCAGCAAGCCCAGCUUGGGAAGCCUGCGUGCUUUUGCUAACGGGGCUAUUGGCUCUGAGAUCAAAAAGAAGGACCGUUCUUCGCGAGAACGGGUGUCUGCGGAAAACAUGUACAUACUUUCAGCUGCUGGUAGCGAUGAGAGUUUUCCCAGCGCCCUGUCGCCCGUUGGUCCCCCGUCGACUGCUGCCAUUGUCGCUGGUCACCGUUCAGUGAACCAGACUACGGAGCGACGAAAGACACCCAUGUUGGUACUGUCCAGUGCUGAGAAGCGGAAGACCCCUAUCAUGUGA